UCAAAAAAAUCGUGCUCUAUUCGGGAAUGCAAAUAAAUUUCUUUGAAAAUAUGUGAAUUGCUAUGUUGUGUCUUCGGUCACCCUGUUUCAUUGUAUUCAAUUCAUAUGAAAAAGUGGGAGUUUUGUUUGAUUUGACAAUAUGGCGCUUUUGAUUACUAACUCUCGUACAUUGAAUAGACAAAAUAGACAGAAUACGACAAAUCAAAACUCACUUGCUCUUGACUUUUGGGCUUAUUUAUUCACUCAUUCAUGGAGGAAUUAUUGUAUGUGAGUGCAGGGCGAUUAAAAAAGAGAAAAAAAAAGAUUUUCUGUUUAACGUUAAAAUCUGGCAUUUGUCUAUAUUAAGUGUUUGUUUAAGUAGAUGUUUUUCCAAUUUAUCUGUAUCUUGGAACGAUGUUCACACUCCGUCUAAAUUAAACUAUAUUCUGUUUAAAUCAUAAUAGAUAUUGAAUUGAAAAAUAAUACAAUUCUGUACGACACGAUUUUUUUUUUAAACGAAAAAUUGCAAACAAUAAAGUUCAAACCGAUUUAGUGAUAAAACAAGUAAAAUGAGUGAUUUAUUGAAAUCUGCGAUGGGAUACUUUAAUACGAGUCCGAUAAUUAGCAGCGACGAUGAAUUCAUCGGACAAAUUGUUGAAGUUGGUGCUGUGAAACUUCGUGUAAAACGUGUAAUCGCAGAAGGUGGUUUCGCUUUUGUGUAUGUUGUGCAAGACAUUCAAAACGAAACAGAAUAUGCAUUGAAACGAUUACUAGGCUCUGAUAGGCAAGCCUGCGACAAUAUUAUACGUGAAUUAAACUUUCAUAAACAGUUAUCGGGACAUCCGAACAUAGUUAAAUAUGUUGCCGCAUCGUUUAUCAACCACACGAAUAGUGCUGAAUAUCUGCUAGUUUCAGAACUAUGCAAAGGCGGCUCAUUGAUAGAUUGCAUGGGCACAACGUUCGAGCCCGACACCGUAUUGAAAAUUAUUUAUCAAAUUAGUAAAGGUAUUUCGCAUAUGCAUAACCAAAAUCCACCCAUUACGCACAGAGACAUUAAGAUAGAAAAUUUCCUUUUGACCACCGAUGGCGAAUUGAAACUAUGUGAUUUUGGAUCGGCUACAACGGAUUCAUUUACACCAGAUGUUUCGUGGUCAGCACAACAACGUGAUAUGCUGGAAGAUCAAUUGGCAUUUAUAACAACACCGAUGUAUCGAUGUCCCGAACAAUUAGAUUUAUGGUCAAAUCAUGAAAUUGGCCCAAAGAGUGAUAUUUGGGCGCUGGGCUGUGUCCUUUACUACUUAUGUUUUCAAAAGCAUCCAUUCGAAGAUUCGGCCAAAUUGAGAAUAGUCAAUGCAAAUUUCAAACUACCAGGUGAUUCGAGAUACCUCUGUUUUCACGAUAUAAUCAAAGGCUGCCUCCAAGUUGAUCCAAAUAAACGUUUCGAUGUAUCGAUGGUUCUGGAUAGACUCGGAGCAAUCUCAGAAACAAAAGGUUGGCCACUGAGAGGACCCCUCAAAUUGAAUGGUAAACCGAUUGAAACACCACCAAAUAUGACUCCAAAUCCAAGUCCACUGCAUACCGCUCAAAAUACUCAAAGCAACAAUAUUCAUAACGCACCAAAUCGACCACCACCACCGCGACCUGCACCUGUCAAUCAUAAUAAUGCAGCAAAUCGAAAUAUUCCACCGCCACGGCCAACCAGCUCCCCAGCAACGGUGACUCGAAAUCCACAACAUUCAGUGCCACCUCCUCAGCAUGUCGCUCAUGAUACCAUCAAUUCAUCCAGUGCCAGUGGUCUGUUCUCAUUCUCCUCGAUUAAAGGCGGUGCCGGAAGUUUGUUCAAAAAUUUAAAAGAUACAUCGUCGAAAGUUAUACAAUCGGUACAACAAACGAUUACACGAACUGAUUUGGAUAUUAGUACAAUCACAUCACGCAUACUUGUGAUGCCGUGUCCAUCGGAAGGAUUGGAAUCAACCUAUAAGACAAAUAAUAUCGAAGAUGUAAAAAUAUACAUUGAAAACCGAUAUUCAUUGGGCAAAGUGAGUAUAUACAAUUUCGGUCCGAGGUCGUGUUCCCGUUUACCGCCUCCAGUACGAACUGUAGAAGGUAGCUUUAUUUUUCCACUGAACAAUCGGGCACCACUUUUGCAAGGCAUGUAUUCACUAGUCGAAGAUAUGUAUGGCUUUUUGAGCGCCGACCCAAAAUCCAUUGUCAUCGUUCAGAGUUCCGACAAUAAUCGAACUGCCGCCGCAUCAAUGACUUGUGCUUUAUUAAUCUACGCAAAUUUGGUUCAGCAGCCAGAAGAUGCACUUCAAAUAUUUGCAAUUCGUCGUGUUCCCCCAAAUUUGCGGCCAUCGGAGAUUCGAUAUCUCUAUUAUUUAGCCGAUAUCGUUCGUUCAACUCCACAUCUACCACAUUUCAAACCGAUUACACUGAAAUCAGUUACGUGCACUCCAGUUCCCAGAAUGACAAAAGCAAGAGACGGUUGUCGACUCUAUGUCGAAGUUAUGUGCAAUGACAAAGUGAUUCUGUCGACAAUUCAAGAAUACGAUAAAAUGAGAUUAUAUCACGCAAGUGAGGGAAAAAUACAAGUUAAUUUGAAUGCAACAAUUUGCGGUGAUUUUUGCGUAACGUUGUACCAUGCUCGAAAUGCUCUAAAGGGAAUCGGUAAACCGCAAGGAAUAAAAGUGUGUCAAUUUCAAAUGCACACCGGAUAUAUUCACGAACAAGAAACAUUAUUGCAACUUGAUAAAUCUGAACUGGAUGAUUUGCCAGAUAACGAGCACAUUCCAAUGAAUUUUAAUGUUGCUGUUCCGAUCGAUGUACAAGACACAGAAAGACCACCUGCUUCAAAUUGUCCAUGGAUUCCAUUGAAAUCGCAGCGAAAUCCUAUAACUCUAUUCAGUACACAACUCGAAUUUGAUGAAACUGUUGACAAUUUCAUUUCAAAGCCAACAUCAAAAUCAUUCGAAGCACCACCAAGACCAUCAAAUCCAGCACCGAAUCGCUCUUCAGAGUCACCAGCAAAACCAGCACCUCCAAGGCCGAUUCCACCUAUUCCCUCCCAUUUAAACGCAAAUGAAACUGAACGUUCAAAUCUGGAAUCGACUAAUGCUAAUCCUAUACCAGUUGUUACACAGCCCGAGGUAGAUUUAUUAAAUAUGUUGCCGCGAAGCAGUAACAAUACUAACGUUCCACCGAAAGAGGCCAGUUUUGACCUGCUGGGUUCAUUUGAAACAGCUGAAUCUCAAGGAAAUGGUGCGAUGCCAGACUUAUUAUCGGAAUCAAAGGCCAAGCCGCAAGGAUUAGAUGAUAUAUUCGGUUCAUUUGGACAAACGACAAAUAGUGCAAAAAAUUCAAAUUUGCAUGAUUUAAGUAGCAUCGGAUUGAAUGUGAAUGGAACUUCAAAUUCAACAGCACAGAGCUGUAUUAACAUAAAUUUCGAUCCAUUUGGCGGUGGUGGUGCGUUCGGUGGCAAUGCCGAUGUACUGAGACCCACAAGCUCCGAAACAUCACCAUCACAAGCUAAACAACCACCGUGUAUACCACAACAAACGAGAAAAGACCCAUUCGGUGACAUAGCCAAUUUGGCAUCGAGCUUAAAUUUGAAUUGGGGUGGUUCACCACAAUCAUCGUCAUCGAAACCCAGCACAGCAGCUGGCACGAGUCCAAAAUUUUCCAGUCCGACACAUCAAUUUGGCGGUUUUGUCCCAAAUGCCAAUUCAGCUCCGUCGUUGAUACAACAAUCUCACCGAACUCCAGUUGAUAAUCAGCCGCCACCACCAUUGAAACCGGAUUAUAGUCGAUCACAUUUUGAAACUAAGCCAAAACAAAAUGGUGCCACAGCGACGGCAACAACAACAACAACAGCAUCUUCAACCACAUCAACAACAACAAGUGGUGGCGGCGGCGAUGACAUAUUUGCUGAUAUUCUUGGUCAACAGGGUUACAAUUUUGCGACAAAACCUCAAGGCGGUCCACGUUCAAUUAACGAAAUGAGAAAAGAGGAGCUCAUCAAAGACAUGGAUCCAGAUAAACUCCGAAUUAUGGAAUGGACCGAAGGAAAGAAAAAUAAUAUACGAGCAUUGCUCUGUUCAAUGCACACUAUACUAUGGACAGAUUCGAAGUGGCAAAAAUGCGAAAUGCAUCAAUUAGUUACUCCAGCAGACGUUAAAAAGGCAUACAGAAAAGCAUGCUUAGCUGUUCACCCAGACAAGCAAGCGGGAACCGAUAACGAAACAAUAGCAAAAAUGGUAUUUAUGGAGUUGAAUAAUGCAUGGUCUGACUUUGAAAAUGAUUCGGCACAACAAAAUAUGUUUUCUUAAAGAAAAGAAUAUACCUAAACAAAAAACCGACUAUAGAAAUAUUAAUGUAUAAGUGUAAAGCAACAUCGCUGAUUUUUGCAACAGAAUGAAAGUUAUUUAUGACCCAUUAAAAAACACAAAUAUUUUACAUAUUCAGCGUUUAUUAAAAAAAAAAACAAGUUUUCAAAAUCUCUAGAAGAUUUCCUUAUUCAAACAUUCCUGAAAAGUGAAGAAUUUAUCGAAAACAAAAUUAGUGUGAAUAAAAGGACGUAUAAAUUCAAAUUUGUAGAUUUAGAGAAAAAUUUAUGUGCAAUUAUUUAUCGCAUUCUGUUCUGGUGUAUGAAAGCAAUGAUGAUCAAACAUCACAACCAAGGGAAUGGCACGUUUAUGAGAGACAUGGCGACGUGCCAAACCAUAACUCCAUCUCCAGGAUAGAAUCUGAAUUACAAAUUUCGUAUUGACUAUCUCAUAUUUGUGUAAUUUUGUUCAUAGAAUUAUAAGGUUUACUCCGACAAAUUUGUAAGGUUUUUGUUCGCCAACAUUUUAUAUAGCAUGUCAUACCCUUGAUCACAACUCAUUAUUGGGAAAAUCCAUUUUUUGAAAAUUCUUUAAAAGAUUUGUGCUUUUACACAAGUAAAAAACUGAAAAACUGUUAAAAAUUGCAAUAGCAAUGGGCAUUUUCUAUAUAUCUAUUGAAUAUAUCGAGAAGAGAAUAUGUUAUUCAGCGCUUAUGGCUGAGUAAUGUCUGAAUAAAAACAUACUCUCCUCUCGAUAUUUUCAAUAGAUAUGUGAUCAUUUAAAAUAAAAUUUACAAAUCACAUCACAAAUAAAAUCACAUGGAAUUCAUGUGGUUUAUUAAUAAAUCUGCGAUUCCAAAUGCUCAUUAUAGUUCAAUUGAAUAUAAUCAUUUCCGAUCAGUUCAUUACUAAUGAAUCACUAGUUGUUGUCCAUAUGAAAUUCUUCAUUUUGAAUGAAAAAAAAAAAAUCAUCCUUUUUUAUUUUGUUUAAA
Contarinia nasturtii (swede midge) is the source of this 5292-nucleotide messenger RNA. It is a transcript of the gene aux, whose product is annotated as cyclin-G-associated kinase. NCBI's taxonomy places the organism in Eukaryota, Metazoa, Arthropoda, Insecta, Diptera, Cecidomyiidae. Gene Ontology annotation, molecular function: protein serine/threonine kinase activity; AP-2 adaptor complex binding; ATP binding. Gene Ontology annotation, biological process: regulation of clathrin-dependent endocytosis; positive regulation of Notch signaling pathway; protein phosphorylation. Gene Ontology annotation, cellular component: cytoplasm. The transcript has 11 exons. Bases 549 to 4304 code for a protein of 1251 amino acids. The record is from RefSeq and is a predicted model, not a curated record.